AUGCCGAGGGAUGCCAUGUAUCUCCCCCACAUAGGGAAUCAGGUUGUGCCGCCGUUCCAGAUGUAUCUUGAUCGGACUGUUCAUGAUGACAUCUUAUGGACGCCAUUCGAGGAUCAUAGGGAAAUUAUCCCAUUUGACUCCAUCUCUUUGUACUCCGAGUGGCUGGCAUGUGGGACUGACACUAUGGUCGGGUAUCUGCCGGAGUUAUGCAUGCAGCAAUUUGGCUAUGUUCAGACUACACUCAGAUCUCAAACUCAGGUUGUUCGUGACACCAUUGCCCGCCGGGAUCUUGAUGACAUCUUUGAGGAUUGGGAGCAACAUAUGGUGCUAGAGGAGUAUCGGUUGAUGCAGGCAUCCAGCAAUUGA
Vicia villosa (hairy vetch) is the source of this 366-nucleotide messenger RNA. RefSeq lists its product as uncharacterized. The coding region runs from base 1 to 366 and encodes 121 amino acids. The record is from RefSeq and is a predicted model, not a curated record. The transcript has a single exon. NCBI's taxonomy places the organism in Eukaryota, Viridiplantae, Streptophyta, Magnoliopsida, Fabales, Fabaceae.